AUGGUUCUGCGAAAACGUGCGCCACCGCAUCUUUCCAAUCUAAAUCAGCCGGAUGCACGUUCUGAGCUUCGUUCUCCAAUCUCACCAACAUCGCCAACUGCAAAGUCAGUUUCCGCGCCGUCGCCUAAGCGAUUGACCCGUCCAAGACGCGCAAAGAGCUCUCCCCAUCCUCAUCGCAUUCCCUCGCUCGAUCCAAUAUACUCUCCCGACUUGAACACAUCACCGGCGUUCGAUCUGAUGCCCUUGGAACAAGCACAGAAGGCCCCGGUGGGGCCAUUGUCCAGCGACAACCCCAACCCAUGGGCGGACGAUGCGUCGGAAAGGCCCGCGAAGAGCGCACAUAUUCCAGAGCAGACAGCACCCUCUAGCAUAGAUCAACAGGCUCACCUAUCGACAAAUGUCGAGAAAUUUGAUCGUGUACCGCCGAUCCUUGUCGCAGGUACUCAAAGAAGAAUGGCUGCCAACGAAUGGCAAGAAGCAAAUAAUAACUCUGGGAGCUGGGAGGCACCAGUACAGCUACAGUCCAACAACCCCUUCUUGAAGACAAGGCAAGCUGAAGAGAAUCCAUGGGAUUCGAACAAUUCGAAAGCAUCGCACGGAGACGGCUCAAGUGGUCGACUCAGCCAGACCGAAGGUUACAUUCCCAUGACUGCGCGCUUGUCGCUUUUGGAUCAACCAGCACCUGAGUCCCCGUGGGCUGAAGAGCGAUCAGAUCCUGCUGCACAAUCACCAGCUUGGCCAAAUGUUCCGAUGCAUACUCAACAUACUGCUCCUCCUCAUCAAGUGCCUUAUAACAACGGUCCUACCCCUGGUCAAACAUCUUCAAUAUUUGAUGGACAUGAUUAUGCUGUCCAGUAUCCGCAACAAACAAGCUAUGGGAGGCCGGUCUCGGGACAAAGUCCAGCCACUGCCGGUGCAACUACUUCUACCACGAUGCCCCCGUCGUCUCACGAUCUAAUCGACUUUGGCGGACCUUCCGAAGUAUCCGCUUCCCAGGCUCAAAUCGACCUUGAAUAUGCUCCGUACCCGAGUGACGCCCAGACCCCCGGUACUUCAUCAAACAUCUAUACCGAAUCAGCACCGCCGUUACCCCAGCGCUCAGACCCAUCCGAGUCAUUACCAGAGCAAUCUCCGGCGCUACCUCCAAGAAGCCCUAAUCUAACCGCGGCGGAAGAACAGCGCCAGAAGGGCCAAAGAUCCGAAACAUAUUCGAUCCGACAUAUCAAUUGGACGGAUCAGACGGGAAAGCUGCGGGAGUCGCCGAUAUUGGUUCAAAAUCAGAACGGGCCAUGUCCCUUGUUGGCACUCGUCAAUACGCUAGUGUUACGUGCAGACCAGGAUACGCAGCCACCCAUUGUGCGAGCACUUCAGACUAAGGAACAAAUCUCUCUAGGGCUCUUGAUUGAGGCCCUGUUUGAUGAAUUAACGACACGUCUGGGUCCUGAUGGCGAGCUUCCAGAUAUAGAGGCUCUCAGUCGCUUCCUGACAAUGUUGCAUACUGGCAUGAACGUCAACCCGCGACUCACACUGGAAUCAAAUGAAGCAUUCGGCACCUUUCUCAAGACCGGUGACAUUCGACUGUAUAGUACCUUUGGCGUGCCGUUGGUGCACGGUUGGAUCGCUACUCCCGCAACCGAGGCAGAUGAGGCUUUCAGAAGACUGGCCCAGUACCAUGAAGAUGUACAGAUGUUGCCCUUUCGUAAACAAGAACUAGAAGAUCGUGUCUUCCGCGGAGAUACACUCACAUGGGAGGAAGAGCAAGUGAUUAAAGACAUCCAAGCCAUCGAAAAAUUCACCGAUGUGGAGAAUGCUACCCAGCUCAGUGCAUUUGGGCUAAAACAUCUCACGGAAAUGAUGCCUCCUGGGUCGUUCGCAAUCUUGUUCCGCAAUGAUCAUUUCUCGACUCUCUAUAAACACCCUCAACGACGCGAAUUGUUUACAUUGGUUACCGAUGCUGGUUAUUCUAGCCAUGCGGAAGUUGUCUGGGAAUGCCUGAUUGAUGUUAAUGGUUCGAACUCGACGUUCUUUGCCGGAGACUUUCGCCCAGUCGGUCACACCCCGCCUGAGACUUCUGAUCCAUCUGGCCCACGAAUAUCAAGCCACAGAACGACCGUUCCUCCGCCUCCAAGCGAGCAGCAAACAGCAAAUACACUAUCGCCCCAGGAGCAAGCUGAUGCCGACUAUGCUUACGCACUCUCUCUUCAAUACCAAGAGGAAGAGCGCCAGGCAAGAGAGGGAAACAACCGGCAACAGAAUCAACGGGCCUCGGCCCCAAAUUAUCCCCCCGGAACCUCUUGGGGCCCAGACCCGGCUCAUCGUCGAGCAGCGAGUGUCGCAAAUGGUGGCGGGAGCCGCCAGACUGCGGACCGCCGCUCGACGGGGCAGAGCCACCCUCCUGGGCGAUACUCAACUUCCCGCUUGGAAAAUGACCGUAAUACUAGUGGAAACGCUGACGACCUUCUUCCCCCGUCGUAUGAACAGGCAGCCACUAGCCCAGCAUACCCGCCACGAGACGCUCCAGAUGGCCGAUAUCAGCGACAUUCCACGGGACGGCGCAUAGCCCCGGGUCCGGGCACGGGUCUACCAGAUCGGCCAAAGGAUCGAAACAAGGACUGCGUGGUUAUGUAG
Aspergillus clavatus NRRL 1 is the source of this 2628-nucleotide messenger RNA. Its product is annotated as DUF544 domain protein. The transcript is spliced from 3 exons. Gene Ontology annotation, biological process: protein K48-linked deubiquitination. Gene Ontology annotation, cellular component: cytosol; cell periphery. Bases 1 to 2628 code for a protein of 875 amino acids. Gene Ontology annotation, molecular function: cysteine-type carboxypeptidase activity; K48-linked deubiquitinase activity; cysteine-type deubiquitinase activity. The record is from RefSeq and is a predicted model, not a curated record. NCBI's taxonomy places the organism in Eukaryota, Fungi, Ascomycota, Eurotiomycetes, Eurotiales, Aspergillaceae.